AUGUCAUCCAUUUUUAGUCAUGGAAAUUCAUCUAUUCUGCAGUGUCUUGACCGCGGUGACAAGAUUGAGGCCCCAAGAUUUCAGGACACAGGGAACAAAAAUGAAAAGGAAGAUGUGGUUUCAGAAUAUGAAGAUAAAAUUGAUUGUUGUGGGGAUCAUCAUUCUCAUAGGCUUUGUGAUAUUUUUGUCAAUCUGCCGUGGUUUUUAAGUGUACCUAAGUUUGCAUCGGAAUAUGUCCAUGGACGCUUUCGUGCUGUCAUGUGGCAUUGGUAA
Molecule: messenger RNA, 273 nt
Organism: Prunus armeniaca (apricot)
Lineage: Eukaryota; Viridiplantae; Streptophyta; Magnoliopsida; Rosales; Rosaceae
Source: the annotation of a GenBank genome assembly